AUAAAGGCGGCACCUGGAGAGCGCGAGACACAGGAGCAAGGACGGACUUGAUGCGCGUGCCAGCUUGAAAUAUAAGUGAAAAAGUCUGCAAAAGAAAAUGAACCCAAGUAUCUGCUUGUGCUGUUUGUCUUUGCUUUUGCUGCUUAAUUUAGUAGGAGCCAAACCUGUUUCUGAUCUACAGGUGAGAUCACCGUCAUGAAUCUGUCACUGAAGCUUGAUUUGACCUUACAGAGACAUCAAUGUGAUGAGGAGAUUGUAAUUCUGGAACCAUUUAAUGUUAAGGAUGAGAUUUGCCCAAAAUGUAAAGCCACAAUGUUUUAUGUUUACAUUUUGAGAGGACAUAAAUCAAAAACUUGCAUCCAAGAGCGUAAAAGGAUGUUUAGUGUCUUCUGAUUUUUUGUGAACUACAAUGUAGAUUAAAGUGUCUUUGUUGUCAUUUUCCCCGCAGACUUUGAAGCAGCUCUUGGAAGAGGAACUCAGCAACGCGCCGUUUUACUCCUCAGAUGAGGAGGUGGAGGCUGAGGCGAAGGAUGCAAACACGGACAAGUCUCUGUUCGGAGCUCCAGAGGAGCAGCCCUGGGACUCCUCCGACCCCAGCAACUCAGCUCUGCAGGCGGCUAAAGAAAGCGCCCUCACCCGUCUCUUCAAAGACCUGAUGCGGACCUCCAAGCGCUCAUGGAGCCGGUACAAGAAAGCGGGGCUGAGGAGCUGCUUCGGGGUCCGGUUGGAGAGGAUUGGCUCAUUUAGUGGGCUGGGAUGCUGAAGGUAGGAACCCCAGUAAAGACGUUUUUUUUAAAAUACUUUGAUGGUAGCAACACAGAAUAUACUUGUAAAAAAGUAAAAUUGAGUUAAGAAAUAUGAGGUUUUGUUUUUCCUGUGAAUGAAAAUAUUUGGUCUUAAUGUAAAACUUAAAGUAAAAGACCAUACAGUAUAUUGGAAGACAUAAAAACUGAACUAAAUCCAGCCUGAAGAUGAUACAGAAUAUCGAUUGGACUAUGUGCCAAAAAGUUGCAUUCAGUUGAACGUGAUCAAUGUACAACCAAACACAGUGGGAAAAGACGCAAUCGGCACUAUUUUUAUGCAAAUCCUCCUAUUGAUUGAAAAAAAAGUGCAAUAAAAACAUGCCCAAAGCAGCAAACAUGUACUAUGGUAGAUAAAACAGGGAUUUAAUAGACUGGUUAGAAUAUGGUUGUUAAGUCGUCAAAAUAUGGAGAUCACCCUUUAUAUACUUUUAGUAAAUUUAAAAAUUUGGGUGUGGAGUGCAUGUAAACAAAUGUGACAGUAAGUUGAGAAAUGACUUUCUGCAGCUGCUGCGUUGCAUCCAUCACCGCUGUUUUCACCGAGCAUCUGCACUGCAGCAGGAGGUCUCAUUGCUGAAGGGCACACAUUAGCAGCUGCCCUUAUACAGAGUUCAGAUAUUAAAACAGUGAUAAACCUCUUUAUCAUGUGGCCUAAUCCAAUAAUCACAAUGAUGUGUUUUUCAUGUAUUUCCACAGGCGGGCGCAGAUGAAUGUGUGAUCCCCUCCUCAGAGCUGUCUGACACUUUAAAGGGCGGAAACUUCUUCACUCUCCUCCACACGUUCACAUUCAGGACUGUGAUUUCCGUUUUUGUUUUUGUCAUAUGUGAGCUGCUAAAUUAUAAUAAAUUAUUGUAAAUGUAUUUAUUAUUUAUUUUUCUCUUGUUGGAUGAAGUAGUGUUGCCUUGUUAUAGAUUGUUCUGCAGUAAAACGUUUAUUUUGCAUAAUAGCUGAGCCUGAUUGGUUUUCCUUUCUUAUGAGCACAAAUGGAGGCAGUUCAACUGGAUCAUGAUUUUUGCACCUGAAAUAAAAUGAUGUGUAAG
This is a messenger RNA of Xyrichtys novacula (pearly razorfish), 1840 nucleotides long. NCBI's taxonomy places the organism in Eukaryota, Metazoa, Chordata, Actinopteri, Labriformes, Labridae. The record is from the annotation of a GenBank genome assembly.